UAAUUUACCAAUGACAAGUCGAUUUAUAACCAUUUUUAACAUAGAUGCGAUGCGUGUUCAUCUGGUAAUUCGGUCUUUCUUGAAUAGUCGGGCGUGAAUAAUAGUUAUUCUUAUAGUUUUUUUCGGAUCGGGCCUGAUUAGUGUUUUGAGCAGACUUUGUUACAAUUUACUGAUUAUUUUAUUUACAGAUAGCACAGAAUUUUUGCGGUGCAAUCUUUACAUUUUAGGUAUUUCGGUCUUUGGUAGAUAUGGCUGACGGUACAGACGUAGCUUUCAUUCCGCCACCACCAGGUAUAUCGCCACCACCCUUACCCCCCGACGAAAAUCCUCCUUUGCCUCCAAGUGCUCCAGAGCCGCCUCAAAGUAGUGUUAAUAUUAAUACUAGUACUUCGACCAACUCUGCCCAAGCCAAUACGUGGAAUCAAAAUGCGUGGCCCUAUUACAUGAAUGGUGCAUUUAAUUUUUCCACUUAUGGCAACUGUUACGGAUGGGGAUCUUCUUAUUUCAAUGAUAAAAUUCAGCCGCCCUUGCCUCCGGGAGCCAUGGGCAAUCAAUUCAUGCCCCGAGUGGCCUAUGGCAAUAAACCCAUUAGGUUUCAAAUUAAUAGCAAGCGAUUACCGAAUCAGAAUGCUAUGAACUCCCCUAACAGUGGUGCUGCCAAAAAGAAGCGCAAGAAGAACAGAAAUAAUCAAAUGCAAAAUCAGGGUUUCAGUACCAUGUUCACACCUCAUCAGUUCAACACCCCCCCACCACCACUGCCACCACCAGAUGAUCUCAACAAUAUUCCAAAACCUGAGCCUCCGCCGGAGGUUUUGCCCCCUCUGCCUCCUUCUGAUAAAACUUGUACUGCAAAUGAUAAUAAUUUCAAAUCCUGCAUGAUUCUCAUCGAUGACAAAAACCAACAGGAAAUACAAAGUCCCGUUAUUAAUGGUUCUUCGGGCAACCCGGCGGAAGACUGGCCUCAAAGUUUGAAGGAUUAUGUUCAUAACUGCUACGCCAAAUGUAAAACUACAAUCGACAAGAAUCAGGUGGAAAUUAUUCUCAAAGGAAAAAUAACGCAAGCGUACCAAUCGGGCCAGCUAAAUAAAGACUGGUCUAGAGAACCCUUACCCAACAUACACUCAGAAUCACAAGUACAGCAGCAGUCGACUCAGAUUAAUCAAAGUUCAAAAUUUACUGGACAUGCCAAUAUUAAGACGGGCAUUUUGGCACAAUUUCAACAAAGCAGUAAAAAAGGUCUUUCUGCGGCUCUGGGGGCGCGCUUAGGAGGCAGAAAUUUGUUUAGGGGCAAAGGAAAUGAAACUGCGUCUAGGUCAAGGUCGCGAUCAAGAACGCCAAAGAAAUGUAGAAGUCGAAGCAGAAGCCCCAGAAAAUCCAAACGAUCUAGUUCUUCAACUUGCUCUAGUGAAGAGGACCUUAAGCCGAAAAUCAAACCUCAGCAGAAAAAAGGUAAGAUAGCUGAUCGACUGGGACCUCAAAAGAGCGUAAAGCAGGGGGGCAAAGUGUCUAAAAAGCAAAAAGCAAAGGAGAAGAAAGCAGCAUUUUACCAAACAUUUGGGCAGGACCUGGAAGAAAAUUCCGAACUUUUACAACAAAGAGCUGCACGAUUUAACAAUGUAGCUUCCAAAUCGGCAAUACGGUUUACCAUCGAGGUUAGUCCUUUGUCGGACAACAAAGAUUCCGAAUUCGACUGGGCUAAUAUGCACAUUAAAGGGUCCUGUAGAGACAUAGAAAAGUCGUUUUUGCGUCUAACAAAGGCACCCGAAGCGUGUGAUGUGCGCCCCGUCGAAGUUCUGCGACUCUCGCUAAACAACGUCAAGGAAAAGUGGUUGCAGAAGCAGGACUAUUUCUACGCCUGUGAUCAACUAAAGAGUAUUCGACAGGAUUUGACGGUCCAAGGUAUACGAAACAACUUUACGGUUGAAGUUUAUGAAACACACGCGCGGAUAGCAUUAGAAAAGGGGGAUCACGAGGAAUAUAAUCAAUGUCAAACUCAAUUAAAAUCUUUAUAUUCAGAGGUGGGAGGUAAAAAUCAAAACGAAUUCACCGCUUAUCGAAUUCUGUAUUAUAUCUUCACCAAAAAUACCUUGGAUAUAAUGACAAUUAUGAAAGCUUUAAGAAAGGAGGAAAAAGCCGACUCGGUUAUAUCAUUCGCGUUAAAAUUACGAUCGGCGUGGGGUAGUGGUAAUUUUCACAAGCUUUUCUCCUUGUAUCUCGUCGCACCUCUCAUGGCUGGCUACUUGGUGGAGUGGUUUAUACAGAGAGAACGAAAAGAAUACCUUAAAUGUAUUAUAAAAAGCUAUCGUCAGACAAUCACCACCGACUUCCUUACAAAAGAGUUGGCUUUCAAAAGUGAGGAAGACUGUCUAGAGUUUCUAGAGCCCUUUUCCUUGGUGUUUGUGGAUGCUAGCAGGAAAGCUGUCGACUGCAAAAAUAGCAUGGGAUCUCUCUCCAAUAUUUAAGUCAAAUUUCACACCUUUUCGUGAUGAUUGAGUUCAAGUGCCACUGCCAAUAGACAGUCAGUGAUUAGUGAGCGGCGAUUCGUGAUCAAUUUCCGUAGCUUUUUUUGAUAGACGUGGGUUUCAAUUGUUCUGUUUCCAUUGUGUCGGCGACAACGUACUUCUUCGACCAGUUUGGUUUUCCAAAGACCACAAAUGUCUCAAGGCUAGUGAUCUAUUUAAGAUUUUCCACAACCUUUCUAUUUUGGGAUUUCAGUAGUAUUUUUCGUUGGAACGAAUAAGUUUUCAUUCAAAGUUUCCGAUAGAACCCAUCAAAGUCGAGCCGAAGGAAAAUUCGAUUCAAGAUCUUCUCAGAAAGCAGAGGUAUUAUUGUAGCAGCUUGCGGGGAUCACAUUGUUGAAUACUUUCAGAGGCACAUUUGCCUCUUAAGAUAAAACAACAUAGUUCAGAUGUAGCAACAUGAUAUUUAUUAAUAAAUUUAGAUUUUUUGAAA
Dendroctonus ponderosae (mountain pine beetle) is the source of this 2952-nucleotide messenger RNA. Its product is annotated as leukocyte receptor cluster member 8 homolog. Gene Ontology annotation, cellular component: nucleus. The record is from RefSeq and is a predicted model, not a curated record. Lineage: Eukaryota; Metazoa; Arthropoda; Insecta; Coleoptera; Curculionidae. The transcript has 8 exons. The coding region runs from base 249 to 2462 and encodes 737 amino acids.